Molecule: messenger RNA, 1111 nt
Organism: Xyrauchen texanus (razorback sucker)
Lineage: Eukaryota; Metazoa; Chordata; Actinopteri; Cypriniformes; Catostomidae
Gene: psma5
Product: proteasome 20S subunit alpha 5
Exons: 10
Coding region: 77-802 (241 amino acids)
Biological process (GO): proteasome-mediated ubiquitin-dependent protein catabolic process
Cellular component (GO): proteasome core complex, alpha-subunit complex; nucleus; proteasome core complex
Source: RefSeq, a predicted model, not a curated record
AUUAUAGGGGAACACUUCCUGUACUGUUGAAACUAGCAAACUCACCCUUCCACUGCUGAAGAUUUUGCAUUUCAUCAUGUUCUUGACAAGAUCAGAAUACGACAGAGGGGUAAACACUUUCUCUCCAGAAGGACGACUUUUUCAAGUAGAAUAUGCCAUUGAAGCUAUCAAGUUGGGUUCAACAGCCAUUGGCAUUCAGACAUCGGAGGGUGUGUGUCUUGCCGUUGAGAAGAGAAUAACUUCUCCUCUGAUGGAGCCCAGCAGCAUUGAGAAGAUUGUAGAGAUUGAUUCUCAUAUUGGCUGUGCCAUGAGUGGCUUAAUAGCUGAUGCAAAAACACUUAUCGACAAAGCAAGAGUGGAAACACAGAACCAUUGGUUUACCUACAAUGAGACGAUGACGGUGGAGAGCAUAACACAGGCUGUGUCUAACCUCGCUCUGCAGUUUGGAGAGGAGGAUGCUGAUCCUGGUGCUAUGAGUCGCCCUUUUGGUGUUGCUCUACUUUUUGGAGGCAAUGAUGAGAAAGGACCUCAACUAUACCACAUGGACCCAUCAGGCACUUUUGUCCAGUGUGAUGCAAGGGCUAUUGGGUCAGCAUCUGAGGGUGCUCAGAGUUCUCUGCAGGAAGUCUAUCACAAGUCCAUGACGUUAAAGGAGGCUAUCAAGUCUUCUCUCACAAUUCUGAAACAAGUGAUGGAGGAGAAGCUGAAUGCCACUAACAUUGAGCUUGCCACAAUCGAGCCAGGCAAGACCUUUCACAUGUUCACAAAAGAAGAACUUGAGGAUGUCAUUAAGGAUAUCUAAAGCUGAACAGAGCUGUGCUAAGCCCAGCUGAUGUUCUAUAAAGAAAUCCAAUGUAAUGUGUGUGUGAAUCAUCACACAGCAAUUGCAUAUGUAAUACUCUGGCUUCAUCCUACAGUUUGCCUGUUCAGACAGGAAUUAAGUCUUUAUCCUUUUUUUUUUUUUUUUUGUCAAUCCAAAAAUUUCUAUAGUGCCGUUCAAGCACAGAACAGCCAAUCUUGUAGUUGACUUAAACGGGGGGUUCUUUUUGUUACAAAUCAAUGCAUCAAUAAACUGUUGUUGGGGGAAAAAAAAAGCAAUGUGUUUGAGUUU